Danio aesculapii is the source of this 1782-nucleotide messenger RNA. RefSeq names its product radial spoke head component 4A (gene rsph4a). Bases 102 to 1676 code for a protein of 524 amino acids. Gene Ontology annotation, cellular component: radial spoke; axoneme. NCBI's taxonomy places the organism in Eukaryota, Metazoa, Chordata, Actinopteri, Cypriniformes, Danionidae. The transcript is spliced from 7 exons. The record is from RefSeq and is a predicted model, not a curated record. Gene Ontology annotation, biological process: cilium movement involved in cell motility; axoneme assembly; cilium assembly.
AGCGGAGCUUCUUUACGUUAAUGGAGGUUUAGGUUAGUGCAAAGAAGAACACAGGCUGACAUAUUUACAUCAGUCGGCGAUAUUUUGUAAGCAUUUCCAACAUGGAGAUUACAGGUGAAGCGCUGAAUAAUGACAGACUGCAGACUGCGGCCCGUUUUAAAGCGUUCAUGAUGAAGAACAGCACUAAAACCAACUUAAAUCUCUAUGACCACCUCGUACAACUGUUAACCAAAGUUAUGGAUGAGCGUCCUGAGAAUGCAGUUGAUGUGAUGGAGGACAUGAGUCUGCAGCUGAAAGGAAGUGUUCUUCAGGAGAAGCAGGACACUUUGCGUGACAGUCCGUCCUCACCCCUGGCUCUGGUUCUGGCCGAGCAGCAGAAGACGCUCUUCAUGCGCGCAGCAGGAGAUGGAGGAGAUCAUGAGGAGGAGCUGGUAGAUUCUCCUCUACCGAAUGUUGCAGAACUUGCGUUUUUCUUUGAGCAAGCUGGUGUGGGUCUGGGGAGAGAGGAGAUUCAGAGAAUCUUUCUGGCUUUGAAACAACUGGUUGACACACACCUGCUCUUGCACUGUCGAUUCUGGGGCAAGAUUCUUGGGACACAGGGCAACUACCUGGUAGCUGAAGGGGAAUUCAGAGAGGGGGAAGGGGAGGAAGACGAGGGGAUAGAACAGAGUCCUGAGGAAGAGGAGAGAGAGGAGGAGCUGCAGGAGGGCAAGGAUGAAGCAGAGCUUGUGGAGGCUGCUGAUCCGCUGCCCAAAUCUACUUACAAGCCAACUCCUCCAGUGCCAAAAGAAGGAAAUCACACUGGCGCCAAUAAAUUUACCUAUUUUGUGUGUCAAGAGCCUGGCAUGCCGUGGGUCAGACUGCCGGUGGUCACUCCAGCUCAGAUUACAGUUGCGCGGCAGAUCCGCAGGUUCUUCACUGGCAAGCUUGAUGCUCCUGUUGUAAGUUACCCUCCUUUUCCAGGCAAUGAGGCCAAUUACCUGCGUGCCCAGAUUGCACGAAUUUCGGCGGGAACCCAUGUCAGCCCUCUGGGAUUCUAUCAGUUUGGAGAGGAUGAAGGUGAGGAUGAUGGCCUGCGAGACAGCUUUGAGGAGAAUCCUGCCUUUGAGGGCAUCCAAGUAAAUGAGAUGGCUGAGUCUCUGAAUCUAUGGGUCCAUCAUGUACAGCAUAUACUUACACAGGGCCGCUGUGUAUGGGUGAACGUAACUAAGAAGCCUAUGGAUGAUGUUGAAGAAGAUGCAGAGGAUGAAGAACGAGAGGAGGAACCUGAUGAACCAGAGCCUGAAGUCGGGCCUCCUCUUCUUACGCCUCUAUCUGAAGAUGCAAAGCUCAAUGACACUCCACCUUGGAGUUCCAUGAUGUCCUCAAACCUCAUUCCUCAGUUUGCCAUCGCUGUGCUUCGCUCCAAUCUUUGGCCUGGAGCUUAUGCUUACUGUAGUGGCAAGAAUUUUGGAAACAUAUACAUUGGAUGGGGGUUGAAAUUUAUCGGAGAACCCUUUACCCCUGUAAUGCCUCCACCACCCCAAAGCGAGUACCCCAGUGGGCCGGAAACCACAGAGGCUUUGGACCCCAGUGUGGAGGAAGAACAGGCUUUAAAAGCUGCAAUGGAGGAGCAGACGGCGGCUAUGGAGGACACUGAGGAUCUGGAAGAAGAGGAGGAUGAAGAUGAUGAUUAAAAUGGAGGAGUACACGAAAAAUUAAACCUGGAGGUUGGUCAGAUUCUGUGUACGUGCAAUUCAUUAUGUAUGUCCACAUAAAUGAAAAUGUAAGACUUGAGGGAAU